Iphiclides podalirius (scarce swallowtail) is the source of this 201-nucleotide messenger RNA. Lineage: Eukaryota; Metazoa; Arthropoda; Insecta; Lepidoptera; Papilionidae. The record is from the annotation of a GenBank genome assembly.
AUGCGGUAUAGCUACGCGCGGACGGCCGACAGCCGAGCGCGGCCGUCGCGGCGUAUUUUUAGCGGGCAGCGAGUGUCCGCGCGUCUCGCCAGCCCGACGCACGUUGCAGCCGAUCGAGGCGAGAGGGAAAGGCGAACCAUAGUGGACGGUGGCAGUGGUGGCAGUUCAGUUAGUGGUACGGUGGCAGAGAUGAUAGUGUUA